Messenger RNA from Pseudocercospora fijiensis CIRAD86, 663 nucleotides. RefSeq lists its product as uncharacterized. The transcript has 3 exons. Gene Ontology annotation, biological process: ergosterol biosynthetic process. NCBI's taxonomy places the organism in Eukaryota, Fungi, Ascomycota, Dothideomycetes, Mycosphaerellales, Mycosphaerellaceae. Gene Ontology annotation, cellular component: endoplasmic reticulum. The record is from RefSeq and is a predicted model, not a curated record. The coding region runs from base 1 to 663 and encodes 220 amino acids.
AUGCCCCCCUUCACAACCACCCUCUCCUUCCUCAUCCUCAUCCUCGCAAUCGUUUACAGCCUCUCCAUCGCCCUCGAAUCCAACCUCCAAAACUUCUACAUCUUCGCCCCAGACCAGCUGCACAAAAUCUCCCUGUCAGCCCUCGAGACGCACGGAAACAACACUGCCGCCGUGGUUUCCGACAUCGUCUCGCAAUUACGUUCGCAAGAUUCCCUCCGCCCGUACCUCUCCACGUCCGAAGAGUGGAUGUUUAAUAACGCGGGAGGGGCGAUGGGCGCCAUGUAUAUCAUUCAUGCGAGCAUCACGGAAUACCUCAUCAUCUUCGGAACAGCCAUCGGAACAGAAGGACACACCGGCCGACACACCGCAGAUGAUUACUUCCAUAUUUUAAAAGGCGAACAGUUGGCUUUCGUGCCCGGAGACUUCGAGGCUGAAAGAUAUCCCGUGGGUUCGGUGCAUCAUUUGAAAAGGGGGGAUGUGAAGCAGUAUAAAAUGGAAUCUUCCUGUUUCGCUUUGGAAUAUGCUCGAGGAUGGAUUCCUCCGAUGUUGGGGUUUGGGUAUGCGGAUACUUUUAGUAGUACUUUGGAUUUUCCUACGCUUUGGACGACGACGAGGGUUACCGGGAGGGAGAUGAUUCGGAAUUUGGUGAGGGGGAAGAUUUGA